CUGCUGCAGUGAAGCAAAGUGUGUGAGUUUGAGUAGGAGAGCAGAGCCGUGGAGGAGAAGACACCGGCACAUCCAGCAGCAGAUCCAGCAGCAGCAGAUCCAGCAGCAGAUCCAGCAGCAGAUCCAGCAGCAGCAGAUCCAGCAGCAGAUCCAGGAGACGCACCGGGGAAUGUGUGGGACGCGCCGGGCCGGCGCGCCGUGCACAGCUCUGUCUGAAGAUCUUCAUCUUCUUACCAUCGGCAGGAAGUCCGUGUGACAGCCAGAGGAGGAACGAUGGUGUCCUCGGAGAGCCCAUCACCCGUUCCCCUCACCGCUCUCUCGCGCUGGUACCUCUACGCCAUUCACGGCUACUUCUGUGAGGUGAUGUUCACGGCAGCCUGGGAGUUCGUCGUCAACUGCAACUGGAAGUUCCCGGGCGUGACCAGCGUGUGGGCGCUCUUCAUCUACGGCACCUGCAUCCUCAUCGUGGAGCGGAUGUACCUGCAGCUGCGCGGCCGCUGCGCCGUGCUGCCGCGCUGCAUCAUCUACACCCUGUGGACGUACCUGUGGGAGUUCGGCACGGGGCUGCUGCUGCGCCAGUUCAACGCCUGCCCCUGGGACUACUCGCAGUUCCGCUACAACUUCAUGGGGCUGAUCACGGCCGAGUACGCCGUGCCGUGGUUCUGCGCCUCCUUCAUCGUAGAGCGCUUCGUCAUCCGCAAAACCCUGAGGCUGCGCUUCCACCAGGGGCCCGAGGACGGCUGGUCCUGCGGCGGCAGUGAUUUAAAUGGCUACCUUAAGGGGGAAUGAGCCAUGGACCCGGAACAGCGUGUUCCUUCACACGCAGUCCUCCCCGGCAAGGUCGCGGGGCGAGGACGGACUCGUAACAGCUAGAAAACAAACUGGGGCUUCGAACGCCAAACGUCCACCCCCACUCCCUUCUCCACGCGGGGAACAGAAGAACCACAAAGGGCCAGAACUAAACCUUAAACUCCGUCCGCCCCACAUACUCCGAAUAGCAAAGGAUGAAAAUAAAAACAGCCUCAUAAACGUAAAUAUUAACAGAACCUUUACAGAAUUCCGUAAAGUGCAAUAUUCCCGAAGAAUGAAUAUAAAAUAGCUGCAGUCAUAUUUAAAACGCAUAUUGUCAUUUAGAAAAACUCUAUACUAUACUAACGUAGUUAGAAAAGUCCUUUAAAGUUGCAGUGCGUGGUGACGUGUGGGGGAGGGGUUGGGGGCGUGGCCUACUGGCUCAAAUGCAAUGUAAAUAAGUUUUUUAUUCAUGCAGAAUGAAAAACAGCCGCGGUUUUAUUUUGUUUCAUGUCCCUCCACCGCGUUGCCACAUUACUACGGUAGCUCAGAAGGGACAAAGAGCCAGGUUGAAAAUGUCAAAACUUGAAAACAGUUCUUACUUUCUAACAUUUGUUUUUGUUUUUUUGUUAAGCCGGUUUUUGUUUGUUUGUUUUUGUUUUUUUUGUUCCCUUGAAAAGAAGUGUUUUGGUGCAUGAAGAGCACCGUAAAGGCGUAAUUUAAUGAGUCUCUACGUCCAACACGGUGGACGUCUGAUAGCACCGUUAUGUCUGUCCACCAAGCAGCGUUUCUCAGCGUUUCUCAGAUUUUUCUUUCUUUUCUUUUUUUUGUUUUUGUUUGUGGAGCUGGUCGAUACCUAUAAAAGCCUGGAGAAAAUGCAUGAGAAUAAAUAGUCUUCCAAUAUAGUGCGUUUGAAUCAGUUUAUUUCAAAGCUGAUAGGACAGAGAGCCUGAGCGUCUGCUGAGUCUGGUGCAUGCGUGAAGACGACUGCAGCUCUGGAGGUCGGGCUGCUCAGCCGGCGAUCUGGGCGGGUUCCCACUUCUGAACAGCAUGUUGAAGAGUUCUGGAGGCGGACACUGAACCCCUAUCUGCUCCCGGGGAGCAGGACCAUGGCCUUGCAUGGCAGCCUCGGUACCAUCAGUGUAUUAAAGGCCAACGUGUGUGUGUGUGUGUAUGUGUGUGUGCAAUCGAAUACGAGGGUGCUAAAUCAAUUCACCAUAAUUGCUCGGAGGCCUUUCUGUCAAGGGAACUGAUCAGAAUUACGUCUCAUCUUGAUUUCCUCCCUGCAGUUGGUCUGCAUGUCCACUUGGAGUGCUGGGAUUGGUUACGGUCGUUCUCGUUCACGGCAAAAUGACACAACUUACCUCUGAAACACGUGUUUUUGAAAGCAUGAGGGUGUUGCACACAUCUGAGGUUUCUGGAGUCCAGGAACUAACCAUUAGUGGGGAACGAACACUGAGGGAAGUGCAGCAACUUUCGGCGGGAAUUUAGCGGAGUGUCCCUCACAUUUCGCGUUUGCUGACCACUUCUUUUCUAAAGACAUUUCAGGGAUGGCGUGUUUGGGUUCUGAUGAAAUCAUUCAAUCACGCCUGCAUGGAUUUCUCCAAGCGAGCGAGACACAUCUGACUUCCCUCCCUCUGGUAAUGUGAUGCGCAGCAUUUCACAGUCACGUGAAAAAGAAAGUACAACCUCCAUCCUUCCUAUGGUUUUACACAAUAGGACCAAAUAAAGGUCUGGCCUUUAAAAUGAUGGACGUGCAUUGCUGACGUCGUUCAUCGAGCUGACGAAGCAGCGCGUGGCAGCCGGGUUCUGUCAAUCAAAGAGUUUUGGCAGCGUUCACGUUAAAAAUCUUGGCAGUACAACUGUAGAGCCUCUUUUAUGUAAAAAAAAAAACACAAAAAAACUGUUUAGGUGUUGAGACCAAAAGACCUUUGGACCAGCUUCCUCGCGAUGGAUGAGGCCGCAGUGGAGCUGCCUGGCCUCGAACGCCUCACCUGAACCGUCACGCACGGUGGUGGACGGGGGAUCAUUUGGGUUUUGUAGCAAAGCGCGAAGCUUAGCCAUCUGACGGCUGAAACUGUAAAAGGACAAUUACACAAAAACAUACCAGCAAGUGGUAGAAUGACCGAAAGGGAAAAGAUGCGUGGGAAGGCAUGGGACUGGUGUAAAGAGUGUACUUUCUUAUUACGUGACUACAUAUAAACUCUUCCAGUAUUUAGGGCUGAUUAAAAAUGUUUCCACAACUCGAGUGGACUGAAGCAGAUAGUGUGACCUUUAUUGCUGUGGAGAUGAUGAACAUAUGCCCCCGCCCCCUCGUUUUGGUUCAGAAAGCUUUUCUUAAGCUUGGAGGAAAACAUCCAGUCCUGAAGCAAAAAAAACCCGAACCAUGUUUUCCUACAGUGUCACAUUUCCUUUAUCUCUAAUAUACUUUAUUCGCUUAAAAGCAAUACUACUGAAGCAACGAUUACCCUCUCAGCGCCACGUUUUGACACUGGUAUGCAGCUGAUGUCUUUUAUUUAGUUUCAUUCCUUAUUAAACAUGCAAAUCCAAGUGUAUUCACUGCAAUAUCUGUGUGAGCGAGCAUUCGAUGAGCGUGUGCGUGGGCGUGUGAGACGGAGACGCUGUGGUCUCUUGAAUAUUUAUGUGCAUGUGCAGGACGUUUAAAACGGCUGGUGCUUUUAACUUUGAUCAUGCAUGCUUAAAAACAUCUCAAACUCAGAUUGUAUCCUGAUGAUUUUUAACCCCAGUGUAACUGCAUUCAUCGCUUUUGGUUUUAAAACAAUAAUAAACAAAAGAAAUGUACAGGUUUCCAGUGAAUUGACUGUACUGUAAUUCAGUCAUUUUAAUAAUGUUUUAUCAAACUUUAUUUUGUCAUAAAAUGUACAUGUGUGCGUGGGUGUGUGUCUGAAUGCUUUAUUAUUUCCUUUAAUUGGUAAGAUGGAGAUGUUAA
Cololabis saira (Pacific saury) is the source of this 3739-nucleotide messenger RNA. RefSeq names its product transmembrane protein 229B (gene tmem229b). NCBI's taxonomy places the organism in Eukaryota, Metazoa, Chordata, Actinopteri, Beloniformes, Belonidae. The coding region runs from base 274 to 789 and encodes 171 amino acids. The record is from RefSeq and is a predicted model, not a curated record. The transcript has 2 exons.